This is a messenger RNA of Trachymyrmex cornetzi, 3015 nucleotides long. RefSeq lists its product as uncharacterized. NCBI's taxonomy places the organism in Eukaryota, Metazoa, Arthropoda, Insecta, Hymenoptera, Formicidae. The coding region runs from base 1 to 3015 and encodes 1004 amino acids. The record is from RefSeq and is a predicted model, not a curated record. The transcript is spliced from 6 exons.
AUGGAAUUUCUAAAGCAACCGAAACCGAUGGACUGGGGAGGUGACCAAGCCUUAAAUUGGAAGAAAUUUAAAAAGAGUUUUGAGUUAUACCUGGUCGCGACUGGUGCAAGCAAGAAAGCGGAAGAAAUUAAAGCGGCUAUACUAAUGCAUUGUAUCGGCGAACAAGCAGUCGACGUGAUUGAUACGCUGGGAUUGACAGAGGAUGAACUAAAGGUAAAAGACACAAUUAUAGCAAAACUUGACACGUAUUUUGUACCAAAAACAAACGAAAGUGUUGAGAGACAUAAGUUGAACAUGAGGAUUCAAGGACCAACCGAAUCAUUCAAUGAUUUUCUGCAAGAUCUCAGAAACAUAGCGGCGUCCUGCAACUUUGGAAACAUGAAAGAUGAUUUAAUCAAAGACAGAAUCGUGUGCGGUAUAUACAAUGCGAAAGUGAAAGACAGGUUAUUAAGAGAAGACGGACUAGAUCUAGACAAAGCAAUAAAAAUUUGUAGAGCUGCGGAGUGUACAGAAAAUCAUUUAAAAAAUCUAUAUGAUGGACAAAAAACCGAAAUUGGUAUAAUUGGCACGUCAAGGCCAGGAAAAAAUGACAAAGGCGGCAAAGGAUCGGCAAAACAAAAUAAUGGCAGAAAUCCAAGGUCAUCAGGCGAUAAUCAGAACGGGCAAAUGAGCGGACGAAAUAACGGAUGGCAAAAAGGCAGAGCACAAGGAGAGAGACAACAACAAAGAAGGAGGGAUGACAAUGCCAAGCAGCAAGCGGCCAACGAAUGCAUAAGAUGCGGAUUCGAACGGCAUAAUUAUAAUUCGUGCCCAGCAGUAGGUCAAACAUGUGCAAAUUGUAAAAAAAUAGGACACUAUGCAAGGGUUCUCACACUGGAUAGGGAUGGUUCGCCUUUGGUAACUGUGUUUUGCAGGAUUUUUAGCUGUGUUGUCGGUCUCCAUGGUGGUUUGUCUGGGAUGUUCCUCAGUUGGCUCGGAGCCCAAACAAAUGUAAUUCCAGAAUAUUUGUUCGAGAAACUAGGAUUAAAACAUACAUUAGAACAGUGCAUGAUUAAAGCUACCAAUUAUUCAGGUAGUAUGCUUGAUGUUGUAGGAAAAUGUAUUCUAAAAGUGAAACAUAGAGGAGAAAAUCACAGUCUGCAAUUUUUGGUUAUUAAGACUAAACCAGUAGCUCAAAUAGUACUAGGGAUUAAAACUAGUAAAGCCUUAAAUCUGGCGGUGUUAGUAAACACAAUUAAUGAGAAGCGAGUAACGGAACCCACGGAAUAUGUUAAUCCUAUUGUAGUAGUUAAAAAACCAAAUGAUAAAAUUCGAAUCUGUUUGGAUCCACAAACAUUAAACGAUAACAUUCUGAGAGAGCAUUAUGAAUUGCCAACAUUUGACGAACUAACAAGAGAAAUGGCAGGUAGUAAAUAUUUUUCAGUGCUAGAUGCCAAUAAAGGAUUUUGGCAAAUAGAACUAACAGAAGCUGCAUCAAAGUUAACGACGUUUGCAACUCCAUUUGGGAGAUACAAAUUUUUAAGGUUACCUUACGGGAUUUCAAAUGCUCCGGAAAUUUUUCACAGAGUCUUUUCACAACUAUUCGAGGAAAUUCCAGGGUGCACAAUUUAUAUUGAUGAUAUUAUUAUUCACACAAAAACUCGAGAAGAACACGAUAAAGUGUUAUUAAAAGUCCUAGAGAAAGCCAGAGAAGUAGGGGUAAAAUUCAAUAAAGACAAAUGUAAAUUCUAUCAGACUGAAGUUAAAUAUACAGGCCACAAAUUCUCAGAAAGAGGUAUAAGCCCUGAUCCAAACAGAGUCGAAGCAAUUAAUCAGAUAAGAACACCUAAGAAUGCGAAGGAAUUAAGUAGAUUUAUGGGUAUGAUAACGUAUGUAAGCCGAUUUAUUCCUAAUUCAGCGCAGAGAACAAAAAACAUGCGACAGUUAAUGAAACGUAACAUAGAAUGGUUAUGGACGGAUGAACAUGAGAAAGAAUUUAGUGAUCUCAAAACAGUGUUAAUGAAAAGUCCAGUCUUACAAUUUUUUGACAGUAAUGCGGAAAUUACACUAUCAGUGGACAGUUCAAAGGACGGCAUGGAGGCAGUGAUCUUACAGAGUAAAGCACCCAUAGCAUAUGCGUCAAAGUCCUUGACAAAGUGUCAGCAAGGUUAUGCCCAAAUCGAAAAGGAAUUGCUCGCGAUUACCUUUGGAUGUCAAAAAUUUCAUCAAUACUUGUAUGGGAAAAGAUUUGUAGUGGAGACAGAUCAUAAACCAUUGGAGACAAUUUUCAAAAAACCACUAAGUAAAUGUCCGUUAAGAUUACAAAGACUUAGAAUAACAUUACAAAAUUAUGACAUUGAAGUCCGUUACAAACCAGGAAAGCACCUAUACUUUGCUGAUGCUCUCUCAAGAGCACAUUAUGACGAUAAAGAUUGCGUAAUUAAUGAAAGUGACAUUCAAGCACAAAUUGACCUAAUACAAUUAAGUGAUGGAAUUAGUCCUAAGAGAAAAGAAAUCAUUAUUGCAGAAACAAAUGUAGAUUCAGAAUUGAUAGAGUUAAAGAAAGUAAUUAAAGAAGGUUGGCCCAAAAUGAAAAAUAGCUUAAAUGAUCAAAUUAAACCAUAUUGGGGCAUAAGAGAUGAGUUAACAGAAAUUAACGGUACACUAAAUACACUACCAACCUCUACUCCUAUCAAACCCUCCGGAUCCAAAUCCGAAACCACAGACCUUUAUUUCGCUGAAUCGGGAAUUUUUAACCCUUCCGAGACUCUUAUACCUAGCGACUCCGCCGACGCAGACGACAUAACUAGUCAACCGGUGCGCGAUUUCAGUGAUAUUACGUCCAGACGUCAAACAGUUGUAGCCAUCCCUAAAUCAAGGGGCCCUAACGGAACAAUGACGCACCACAACCCGUUAGCUACGCUAAAAUACGCCGUCGAAGCCGUACCGUUUUUCGAUGGCCAGAAUAUUCCUAUAACAUAUUUUAUAGAAGGAUGCGAAGAGGCAAAAUCUAUAUUGCCUCCAGAAGCCGAAUAG